AUGUCAUUUACCAAGGUUUCCUAAGAGAUGUCAUCGACUAGAGAUUCAAUAUUCUUCCAAAUAGAUCAAAUAUCCAAGCAAGAUAACGAUUUUAACUCAAAUUAAAUGAGUAUACUUAAAACACUCAUCUAGACCAACUCGGAAAAUAUUUCUUUGUCAGAUCUAAAUAUUAUAAAGGAAAAAUUCAUCACAAAAUAUGUAGCAAAUCUCAAAGGAUAAUCUUCCACAAAAGCUGCUACUGAUUUGAGUUUUAUACUAUAGCUUAUAGAUAAUUCCUAUGAUUAGAAUAAGAUUGAGUCUAAGAUUACAUUUUUCGAAGAUUAUAGCUUUAUUAAUCAUCAAUCAAUGAGCGAUUCUGAGAAAUAUUAUUCUUAAAAACCAAGGUGGAUAAAAUGGCUUACAACUUUUAUAUACUUAGCUAACGUAGCAGUUGCAGGAUAUAUAUGUGUGCUUUCACUUUUCGCAUAAGAAUUGUCUCAAAAGUAUGUAUUUGAUAAUGCUGGGCAGCCUGGAGAAACAAUGUAUAUUACUGGAUGUCAUUGGACUGCAAUAACAAUAAUAUCUAUUUUUGGACUGGUAUUUUCAAGAGUCAAUUUCUCCAUUGUAUUCCUUCAUCAGUUUAUCUACAAAGGUCUCUACUUAAUUGUCUCAGUCAUACCCUCUUUAAUCAAUAAAGAGUAUGAAGAAAUUCCGAUUGGUAUGUCAAUCUUUUUCCUUGUUUGGGAAUUCUUGUUGCCUAUCGUAAUACCUUGGGGAUAUCUCUUUGGCUUUAACUCUAAGAUAGUUAACUAGAAAAAUAAUCAAUGA
Molecule: messenger RNA, 807 nt
Organism: Stylonychia lemnae
Lineage: Eukaryota; Ciliophora; Spirotrichea; Sporadotrichida; Oxytrichidae
Source: the annotation of a GenBank genome assembly